CCGGAAGCCGGCCUGGGAGGAGGCGGAAACGGAAAGCUGGUUACGGGAGAAGUUGCAGCGUGUAGAGAUUGGAGUCGUUUGGUGAGCUGGUGGGACUCUGGGCGGCAAAGAACCCGCAGUCGUGCAUCCCCCAAGCUUCUUUCAUGGCGGUCAGAGCGUCGUUCGAGAACAACUGUGAGGUCGGUUGUUUUGCCAAACUCACAAACACCUACUGCCUGGUGGCCAUCGGAGGAUCAGAGAACUUCUACAGUGUCUUCGAGGGUGAGCUCUCCGAUACCAUUCCUGUGGUGCACGCAUCCAUCGCCGGCUGCCGAAUCAUCGGGCGCAUGUGUGUGGGGAACAGGCAUGGGCUCCUGGUACCCAACAACACUACCGACCAGGAGCUGCAGCAUAUCCGCAACAGCCUUCCGGAUUCCGUGCAGAUACGGCGGGUGGAGGAGCGGCUCUCGGCCCUCGGCAAUGUGACCACCUGCAAUGACUAUGUGGCCUUGGUCCACCCAGACUUGGACAGGGAGACAGAAGAAAUCCUGGCUGAUGUGCUCAAGGUGGAAGUCUUCAGACAAACAGUUGCUGACCAGGUGUUAGUAGGAAGCUACUGUGUCUUCAGUAAUCAAGGAGGUCUGGUGCACCCUAAAACUUCAAUCGAGGACCAGGAUGAGUUGUCCUCCCUUCUUCAGGUCCCCCUUGUGGCAGGCACUGUGAACCGAGGGAGUGAGGUGAUUGCUGCCGGGAUGGUAGUGAAUGAUUGGUGUGCUUUUUGUGGUCUGGACACGACCAGCACAGAGCUGUCCGUGGUGGAGAGCGUCUUCAAGCUAAAUGAAGCCAAGCCUAGUACCAUUGCCACCAGCAUGCGGGAUUCCCUCAUUGACAGCCUCACAUGACUCACCUUCGGAGCUGCUGUGUGGGCUCCUGCCCCUGGACUUUGGCUCAUUUUCCAUGCCUGAGCUAGUCUGUACCGGAUGCUGGCAGUGGGCGUGGCAGAGCUCCGCAGAGCUGGAUUGUUGAUUGCCCAACCCUUCACCUGUGCCAUCUCUUGAUUAUUGUUACUGAAAAGCCUACCGUGCCAUGCUGGCUUUCAGUUCUCGUGGCUCUUGGACGGAAGUUCUGCUCUCUUGUGCCCCACCCCAUUAAAGGACUGCUCACACCA
Molecule: messenger RNA, 1147 nt
Organism: Apodemus sylvaticus (European woodmouse)
Lineage: Eukaryota; Metazoa; Chordata; Mammalia; Rodentia; Muridae
Gene: Eif6
Product: eukaryotic translation initiation factor 6
Exons: 7
Coding region: 144-881 (245 amino acids)
Biological process (GO): cytosolic ribosome assembly; ribosomal subunit export from nucleus; maturation of LSU-rRNA
Cellular component (GO): preribosome, large subunit precursor; nucleolus; cytosol
Molecular function (GO): ribosomal large subunit binding
Source: RefSeq, a predicted model, not a curated record